Molecule: messenger RNA, 6570 nt
Organism: Nilaparvata lugens (brown planthopper)
Lineage: Eukaryota; Metazoa; Arthropoda; Insecta; Hemiptera; Delphacidae
Gene: Git
Product: ARF GTPase-activating protein GIT2
Exons: 14
Coding region: 179-2524 (781 amino acids)
Biological process (GO): brain development; regulation of ARF protein signal transduction
Molecular function (GO): protein binding; GTPase activator activity
Source: RefSeq, a predicted model, not a curated record
UCUUAGGCAUGGCCGGUUGGCCAGUAUAUUUUGGAGGAGUGGCACAAACCAACCUAAUUUGUUAAUAAUUACUAAUUAGUAUGUUUUUAGAUUUUACUAUCAAUAUUAAUUGAUAGCUCUUUGAAUUUACAAUUUCCAUUGAAUAUCACAUGUCAACAAAUUAAUUAAAUUCCUCCGAAUGUCUUCCGGGAAAUUAGGUGUUCGUAAUUUGACUGAGCUGUGUGCAGACUGUGGAUCUUUAGAUCCGGGAUGGGCAGUUGUGAAUCGAGGCCUCCUCGUGUGUGAUGAAUGCUGUAGCGUGCAUAGAAGUUUGGGUAGACAUAUAUCACAAGUAAAAUCAUUAAAAAGAGCUCAUUGGCCACCUACGUUGCUGUCUAUGGUUCACACUUUAAAUAAUGGAGGAAUCAACAGCAUGUGGGAAGCUUUGCUUAGUGAGUCAAAAAUUAUCAAAAGGAAACCACAGCCAAAAGAUCCUGUCCAUGGACGCGAGGCCACCACUAUUCAGUCCUUGAAGGCAGAUUGGCAGCAGAAGGAGCUGCAUGGGCGCUACUAUGGUCUCCUCUGCUCGGACCAAACAGAUAAGGAGCAGUCAACCAGGUGGCUCACAGUUGGGAACUUGUUCCCAGAGACAGAAGGCUUUGUGCUUGCCAUACAGGACCAGGAAAAGGGGAGCAGACCUCUGCACGUGGCGGCCAGAGAGGGACAGAUAUCGCAAGUCGAGCUGCUGAUUGUGUGCGGUGCAGAUCCCAGUGCUCUCGACAAACAGGGAAACACUCCUGAAGCUUGUGCAAGACUGAGCGGCCACCUAGACGUGAGCCAGCGACUGUGCUGGUGCCUGUACGAGGUGCCCGACCGACUGACCUACUUCCUGUGCCGGCGGCGACCCGACCAUAGUUCGCUCAGCCAGCAGCACUUCAUUGUGCCAGACCCCGCCGACUGCAUCGAGCCGCCGCACCACACCGCCAACGAGGCCCGCUUCAAACUUCAACAGCUCACUAAUCCGCUAUUCCAAGACCUAGCAAUGGAUGUGUACGACGAAGUUGAUAGGAGGGAAACUGAAACAUUAUGGCAGUCGAUACCAGCCUCACUACAGCUGGGUUCAGUGCCUUUUCUGCCAGUCAACCCGGACCUAUCUUCGAUGCGCAACCAGGGACGGCAAAAGUUGGCUCGUUUCAAUCCUAGAGAGUUCGCUUCACUUGUUAUCGACAUCUUAGCUGAUUCAAAGCGAAGGCAAUCGCCUUUCCCUGAGUCAAUACACUGUAGACACCUCAAAGACAAUUCGGAUGAUGAGCCGUUAUAUGAUAGUGUAGCCUCUGACGACGACUAUGCCUCUCCCGAGCAAAUUGCCGCCCUGGUGGCAGCUAACGCUAGCGGAAAACCAAUGCCAACAAUGAGCACAAGCAGUAUAUGUUCGUCGGAAGUGGCCACCGAGCAGACCAGCUCCAGUUCGGCCACCAGUCCACAGCACGCUGCGAUUCGCAGGUCGUCUGCGCAUGCGCCAACGGUUACGUCACAGUUGGCACAUGCGCAGACGAGCAGGUCGUCGGCAGCGCAGUCUGUGACGUCACAGUUGGCACAGGCGCAGGUGACGGGUGUUGAGGAUGAACUCAGGACACAGCUGGCUGCGUCGCAGAAGAUGAUAACUGAUCUGACCGCCCAGAUACAGAGGUUACAGACUAAGGUGGCAGCUAACGCUAGCGGAAAACCAAUGCCAACAAUGAGCACAAGCAGUAUAUGUUCGUCGGAAGUGGCCACCGAGCAGACCAGCUCCAGUUCGGCCACCAGUCCACAGCACGCUGCGAUUCGCAGGUCGUCUGCGCAUGCGCCAACUGUUACGUCACAGUUGGCACAUGCGCAGACGAGCAGGUCGUCGGCAGCGCAGUCUGUGACGUCACAGUUGGCACAGGCGCAGGUGACGGGUGUUGAGGAUGAACUCAGGACACAGCUGGUUGCGUCGCAGAAGAUGAUAACUGAUCUGACCGCCCAGAUACAGAGGUUACAGACUAAGGUCGACGAAGUAACUCAAGAGAAUCGUGAAUUGCGAAGUGCAGUUCAACAGAACUCGGAAACAGAGACUGAACCAGUUUUAGACGUAACAAGAACGGGUGUUCCUCCCCGCCCCGUCUCCAUGUACGAGACAAGGGAAUCGCUCAGAGCUCAAUCGAAUGCUGUGGGUCCAAUGCCGCAAUCGGAGGAGGUGAUCCGACGCACAGAGCAGGUGACCAAGCGCAUCCAAGAGCUUUGGUCGACCAUGCAGUCACCCGACAGCCGCCAUACUUUUGUGCCAUGCGCAGAACGCAUCCGAGUAGCCGUAGCUGAGCUCACCGCCAUCUUCCCUCAGAAACCAAUUGACGAGGUAGUGCGCAACGCGCUGCGGCAACUCAACACGAGCACCGUGCGACUGCAGGCCGAGUGCGCCAACCUCGAGAGCAGUUCGGAGCGCGUGCGCACAUGUGCCUACAACAUGGCCAAGGCCAACCGCCAGCUGUUGACGCGCUUCCAGGACCCGCGCCAGCGCACCUGACAUUCGAUCAUGCUCUUUCGUCCUGUUCCCGUUGCCGCGCCCCGUCUCAGGAUCUUCCGCGAUUCCAUCUCUGCUACCUCCACUAUUUAGGCUAUGGUUGGUUGUCAUCUCUAUCUACUACAUCGUUCGUCCAUGUAGUCAGGAAUGAUAAUUUUGAUAUUGGUGUAGUCGGUUGACGUGAUGUUAGAUAUGGAGACUCGAGCGCCACGAACACGUGCCUUUCACUUUUCAUCAGAUGGUGCAAAGAUUAUUAACCUUACUGUUUCUGUACAAAUACAGAUAUAAUCAGCUGAUGAAAAGCGAAAUGCGCGUGUUCGUGGUGCAAAAGUCUGUACGCAGUUCAAUACUAUAGUCUGUGGAAACCUAGUAUUGCAGAAUCGCUCUUGUGAAGUACGUACAAUGCUGCCAAAUCUCACUGAAUCAAGAGAGCCUGCGAGCUUAUUUUAUGAGAGAAAGAGCGAGAGAGUGUAGAUAUUUUUUAGAAUCAGCAUAAAAACAACAACAGUGUGUUAUGAGUCAUUGACCAGGGAUUUUAGCUGGAGUAAACGCAUUUAAGCGUCCUCUCAGUGAAUAUGAAAUAAUAUCCAAAUAAUCCAAUGUCGAAUUAUUCUAUCUUCCUUGGAUUCAAUUCCUAAACUCCUUAGAUUCUGAUAUUGGGAAGCCAUUUUUUCUAUCUUACAAUUCACAUCUUCAUCGUUAAAGAUGUAAUUCGUUGUAGCAUUGGUCGUUAAUAAUAUUGUUUGAGUAAGACCAUGUAGCCAUCAAACACUUUUUCAAAUAAUUAUACAGUGUGUCCCAAAAGUAAAGUGCCAAACUUCGGGAAUAGGUUAUAUGGGUCAAAACAAAGAGAAAAUAUAAAAUAGUUUUUUUUUUCUAAAACGCUUCGUUUAUGAGAUAUUCGCCAUUUUGUAUUUUUUACGAAAUAUUUUUUUCUUCCAAGUUAUCCAAGUUACCAGUCUGUAUUAACAUCAGAUUAUGAAUGUUCUUAUCCAAGCACAAGAAAAUCAUAAUUUGAUGUUUUGCUGCCUCGUAACACACAUUUCAUUGUAUCUCUGUUAUGCCUUGUCCGAUUCUAAUUUUUUGGUGUUGACUGAUUGUAAAUAAAAUUUCCUAAAAAAAUUGUUCUUAAAAUUGGUAAAUUUCUCUAUCUAUCACCGUUCUCCCGCAAUUUUGGAUUGAAAGUUUAAAAUGGCCGCCAUUAUGAAUUUUCGAAUUGGACAAAGUUGAAUAUUUUUUCUACAGUUCAUCUCUCUUAUUUGAACAUACCUACCGAUUUUUAUAGCGAUCGGUUGGAUAACUUCGAAGAUAAAAAUUAUUCUGUAAAAAAUAUAAAAUGGCGAAUAUCUCAUAAACGAAGCGUUUUAGGAAAAAUAAUUAUUCUACAUUAUGUCUUUGUUUUGACUAAUAGAACCUAUUCUCGAAGUUUGACACUUUACUUUUGGGACACUGUAAAUUUAUGGAGCAGAUCAAAUUCCAAUAUCUGAGAAAUGUGUACGAGUAACGUAUGAAAUGUACUCGUAUGUAUGAAAAGUAUACCAUCCAUUGUCUUUUCUAUAUUGUAUUUUGUUAUAUUUUUCUUGGCUAUUCUAAGACUGAAAAAGAAAGUGAAGUUUAAUUGUUGGUUGGCUUGCGCUUCUUUUUACUUGACUAAUUCAUACUCGCAGAUUUAAUACUGUGAUUCAACCUACUAGGCUACAUAUUGCUUACCAAUUGCAUGUAUUUGAAUCCCCUAAAGAAUGUGGGGCUGCUUUGAUUCAACCUACUACUGUUGAGGUUGUGGUUAGGACUUAUAUUUGAGUUAGAUGAAUCUAGUUUCUAUACUUUUUAUUUGUUUUCUCAUUUGCAGCAAAAUUUAUAUUUCAGCCAGAAUUGUGAAAUAGGUUUUCCACUUUGGCAAUCUUUAUAAUGUAAUUGCAAUUAUUUCUCUUCUUCUUCUUUUUUGGCUAAGCCUUAUCCCAAUCAUAUGGAGUCGGCAUUUCCCUCCUUCAGCCGUCUCCUCCACAAAAUCCUGUCCAUCUCCUCCUCGUGUCUUCAACCCUUCUCCCGCAGAUCAGCCUCCACUCUGUCUCUCCAUCUCAUCCUUGGCCUCACUCGAAUUCUCCUGCCACCCAGAUCUAAAUCCUGCACCCUCCGUCCCACAUAAUCCUCCUCACGUCUCUGAACAUGUCCAAACCACCUCAUCCUGGCAACCUGCAUCUUCCUACCCAAUGGUCCCACCCCAACUGUACCUCUAAUCACCUCAUUACGAAUCCUAUCCCUUCUUGUGACCCCAAACAUCUAUCUCAGUAUACUAAUCUCAGCCACAUCCAUUUUCUUCUCUUGUCUCUUUGAAACAGGUCAAGUUUCCGCGCCGUACAACAAAGCUGGUUUCACUACCGAUCUGUACACCUUACCCUUCAUCUUACAGUCCACUCUCUUAUCACAGAGCACACCACUCAUCCUUCUCCAGUUGAACCAUCCGCAAUUCAGUCUAUGCUCUAUUUGUACAUCCAUUGAUUUUAAUUGUUGCAAUUAUUUAUCUUCUUCUACAAAAUACAGUAGCUUUUGGUACGAGUAAUAUAGCUAUCAUGUAAUAAUUUACUCAUACUUAUCUAAUCAUACAACUAUCAUGUAAAUAAUUUACUCAUACUUAUCGAAUCAUACAACUAAAAAUUCAUACUUUCAAAUCUUCGUGUGUGCUAAAUAAUUCGCUCAUACCCAUGUAAUUAGCCUAUUUGAUUAAAUUUCGAAUUAUAAAUUGUGCUUUAUUGUUUAGUGCCUACUAAUCUGUAAUUGAGUGCCAUAGAAAAAAUGAUCCUAUUUAAAAAUUUAUAUUUCCAUUUCUGUAUAAAAUUCCUGAAUAAUUGUGAUUUUGGUCUUCUUCGUUCCUGUCCUACAUUUUUGUUUUUUCUCCAUUCAUACUUCUACUGCCAUAAUCCAUUUUCUCCUCAAUAUUUGUAGUUAUAAUAAUGUUUCGAUAAUUUUUCCAUUGCUUCCCAAUAUUAUAGAGCUAGUUAUUAUAAAAUUGGCUUAUGCAAAGACUUUAAUCGUGCUUCCUACAAUAAUAAUUAAUUGAAUAAAUUAAUAAUUGGGUGUAAUAGAGAGAAAGUGAAUGAGAGAAAAUAAGGAUGAGAAUGAGUUAGUGAAAGGAGUAAUUAAGUUUGAAAGAAUGUUUCUUGUAUUUUUCAUAGGACUAGGGUGGGUCUAUAAUAUGUAGUUUUUCAAUAUCUCGAAUAGAAAUUGUAAAAUUUAUUAUUUCAAGAUAAAAUCAUACAGUGACAUUAGCAUUGGAUUAAAUAUUCCUCUCCUCUACAGUUUCUGUCUGAUAUAGAAUUUUAUGAAUUCAUUAUUCAUUUAGAAUUUUGAAGACAUUAGGUACGCAAUAUCUUUUUCUUAGAUUUUUUGGUAAUGAAAGCCAUCCGAAAAACUUACCAUUCUGUAAAUUUUGUGAAAUGAGUACAAAAAUAUUGAAUACUAAUGAAAUAUUAAACUUAACAUGUAAAAAAAUUGAAAAUGUACAAUUCAAUAAUCAAAAAUGUCUAUUAUAUUUUUUGAAAAUAAUUUAAUGCAGAAAUCUCACUUUAAAGUGAAAACACCAUUAUUAAAUCAAUCUUCUUCAUGCCUUCUACUAAGAUCUGAAUUUUCAAUACAGAAGUUGGCUCACGGUAUGAUAAUAUUGUGUUUUAGUGGAAAUAAUGGAAUGUAGCAAAAUUAUUUACCAACUUUACUCAUUUAGGGCACUUUUUGUUGAAAUGUUCCACCAACAUAUCCUUAUCCGAAUCAUAUUGUAAUUGUCAAUUGAAUUUAUGUGCAAAAAGUUUUAAAAGACAUUAUCUCAAACUCUUUUUCUAUCACAAAUUUCUAUAUUUGAGACAUUUUUUAUGAGAAACGUGAAAUAUACAAACGUAUUCAGUAUUCUAGCAUCUCCAAGUGUUAUCCUAUACAAUAUUGUUAUUGUUAAUAAAUAGCUGUAAUAUUUUUAAAGUUUUAUAAAGAAUAUAUACGACUAUAUCCAGUAUUAUGUUGUAAUGAUAUUAAAUAAAUUAACAUCAUGAUUGUUUUCACUA